Neurospora tetraspora is the source of this 660-nucleotide messenger RNA. RefSeq lists its product as uncharacterized. The record is from RefSeq and is a predicted model, not a curated record. Bases 1 to 660 code for a protein of 219 amino acids. Lineage: Eukaryota; Fungi; Ascomycota; Sordariomycetes; Sordariales; Sordariaceae. Gene Ontology annotation, cellular component: nucleolar ribonuclease P complex. The transcript has a single exon. Gene Ontology annotation, biological process: tRNA processing.
AUGAACGGACCAUCUUCAACCGAGCUCUCAGCGACGCUGGACUUUUUAACGGACGCAGCCCAUCUGCUGGCAACGACAGCGCCAGAGACUUCGGCGUUCCUCAUGAGCCAAAGAGGCAACCUGAUGUUUGAGAACGAACUGCCCCAGUCCGACGUUCAGAGACAGCACGUCUGCAGUUGCUGCGGCCAUAUCAUGAUUCCCGGUCACGGAAGCACUUUGAAAUUUGAACACCAAAAAGCCGUCCGCAAGAGAUUAAGAGCAGGCCAAAAGUUCACCAAGACGCCUGUCCAGACGAAGCAACAGAUUCAAGAGUCUCGCAAAGGGCCAGUUAAGCGCAUAACAUGCGGCCACUGCACAAGGCAAACUGAGAUCAAGUUCCCAGCCCCGGCUCCUAUCUCGAGGCGCAGCAUCAACUUGAAGACUCAACCACAACAACAAGCCCCAAAGACAACAACCGGACUAAAGCCAAAUGCGGCGCCUACCCUGGGAUCUCUUACUGCGCUCUCCGCACAAAAGCCAACCCCUUCUUCCAGUGCAAAUAGCAAAAAGCGUGCCAAGUCCAGGAAAGCCGGACUUCAGGCCUUGCUCGACCAGUCCAAUGCGUCCAAAUCCUCGAGGCCUGGUCUUGGAUUGAGUCUGGCCGAUUUUAUGCAGAAAUAA